AUGGCGCUCCCGCUGCCCGACGCCUCGUGGCGGCCCCCGCACGACCCCGCGACGCCCGCGCUGGCGGCGGUGGACAUGCAGGCGGGCGGGGAGCCGCUGCGCGUCGUGCUGGCGGGCUGGCCCGAGCCGCCGGGCGCCACGCUGCUGGCCAAGCGGCGCUCGCUGCUGCGGCUGCACGACGGCCUGCGGCGCCGCCUGCUGCUGGAGCCGCGCGGCCACCGCGACAUGUACGGCGCCCUGCCGCUGCCCAGCGAGCUGCCCGGCGCGCACCUGGCCGCGCUCUUCCUGCACAACCAGGGCAGCAGCGCCAUGUGCGGCCACGCCGUGCUCGCGCUCGCCCGCUUCGCGCUCGACGCCGGCCUGGCGCCCCCGCCGCCCCCCGGCGCCCGCGAGGCCCCAGUGCGCAUCCACUGCCCCUGCGGGCUCGUGGCCGCCUUCGUGGCCUGCCGCGGCGGCCGCAGCCUCGGGCCCGUGCGCUUCCACAGCGUGCCCGCCUUCGCGCUGGCCACAGAUCUCCUGGUGGAUGUUCCUGGCCAUGGGAAGGUGGAAGUGGACAUUGCUUACGGGGGUACAUUUUAUGCAUUUGUUAGUGCUGAGAAGUUAGGACUCAACGUUUGUUCUGCAAGAACAAGGGACCUUGUGGAUGCAGCCAGCUUAGUGACAGAAGCAGUGAAAGCACAGUGUAAAAUCCAUCAUCCUGAUAGUGAAGAUCUUGCUUUUUUAUAUGGAACAAUACUGACAGAUGGAAAAGAUGCAUACAGUGAGGAGCCAACCACCAAUAUCUGUGUGUUUGCUGACGAACAGGUCGACAGAAGUCCCACCGGCUCCGGAGUAACAGCCAGAAUUGCUUUGCAGUAUCACAAAGGACUUAUAGCCCUGAACCAGACUCGAAGCUUUAAAAGCAGCACAACUGGUUCUGAAUUCACCGGGAAGGCCGUGAGGGAGGCCAAAUGCGGUGAUUUUAAAGCUGUUAUAGUUGAAGUAUCAGGACAAGCUUAUUAUACAGGCACAGCAACUUUUACAGUGGAAGCCGCGGACCCACUGAAGGAUGGAUUCCUUCUCAAGUGAUUGACACAACUAUCAAGAACUUUAUUUUUAAAGCAAUUAGUACCUUCUAAGUAUGUGAAAGUAUUUUUUCUAGAGCAUG
Suncus etruscus (white-toothed pygmy shrew) is the source of this 1147-nucleotide messenger RNA. It is a transcript of the gene L3HYPDH, whose product is annotated as trans-L-3-hydroxyproline dehydratase. Gene Ontology annotation, molecular function: hydro-lyase activity. Lineage: Eukaryota; Metazoa; Chordata; Mammalia; Eulipotyphla; Soricidae. The transcript has 5 exons. The record is from RefSeq and is a predicted model, not a curated record. The coding region runs from base 1 to 1068 and encodes 355 amino acids.